Dendronephthya gigantea is the source of this 1015-nucleotide messenger RNA. RefSeq names its product transcription initiation factor TFIID subunit 11-like. Bases 160 to 669 code for a protein of 169 amino acids. The record is from RefSeq and is a predicted model, not a curated record. The transcript is spliced from 4 exons. Lineage: Eukaryota; Metazoa; Cnidaria; Anthozoa; Malacalcyonacea; Nephtheidae. Gene Ontology annotation, cellular component: transcription factor TFIID complex; nucleus. Gene Ontology annotation, biological process: RNA polymerase II preinitiation complex assembly; transcription initiation at RNA polymerase II promoter. Gene Ontology annotation, molecular function: protein heterodimerization activity; transcription coactivator activity.
UUCAUAAUGGCUGCUCGGCGCUUUGAUUUUUGUUUAUUCGAUAUUUUCAACCAUUUUAUACCGUAACUUGUUUUUAAACUUCACCCGCAGUAUUUGUUCAAACAAUACCGACUCGAAGACACACGGAAGCUCAUUCUGUGCUUCGUAUUGUGCCAAAUCAUGUCGUCCCAACAAGUAAUGCCUUUAAGACAUUUGCUUACACCAGCGACUACUUCAAACACUGCCUCGUCGGGGCCGACAACAGCGACCACAGCCGGCCCUAGUACGGCCGAAAGCUCGACCGGAGAUAAAGCAACAUCUGAUAAAACUUUGAAAGAAGAAGAAGAGGUCGAGAGACAAAAAAUGCAGGUACUGGUAUCGUCAUUUACAGAAGACCAACUCAAUCGCUAUGAAAUGUAUCGUCGGUCUGCAUUUCCAAAGGCAUCAGUUAAAAAGCUGAUGCAAAGUGUCACAGGAGGUACCUCAGUUCCACCAAAUGUUGUCAUCGCAAUGGCAGGCAUUGCUAAAGUUUACGUUGGAGAAAUAUGUGAAGAAGCAUGUGAUGUGGCAGAGCAGUGCAAUGAUCCAGUUCCUAUACAGCCCAAGCACAUACGAGAAGCUUACAGAAGACUUAAACAAAAAGGAAUGGUUCCUAAUACAAAACACAAAAGAAAACUGUUCAGAAAAUAAAAUUGCAGCAAUAUAUUGGGCAGAUUUUGUUGUGCAUUAUUAUACCUUAUAUUUGAAAAUUUGAGGUGGUGACUUGCUUUGAAGCACAAACAUUUUGCACUAUUCUUACUGCUAUAUUAUAAAAAAAAAAAUAAACUAUUUAAACAAUUCGUAUAGAAACAAUUCCUCACGUUCACAUAUGGUCAUAUCAUACUGCUCAAGAGAAUUAAUGAAGAGUGUAGAUUAAGCAGAAACACACCCCGAGGGGGGGGGGGUGAAGUGAUGUACGCAUUUGAUGUACGCAACUCUAGAUGACUUUCCAACCGAAUUUAAAUUGCAAACAUUUCCAUACUUUGAAAAUUAAUGU